Messenger RNA from Cryptomeria japonica (Japanese cedar), 1796 nucleotides. Its product is annotated as cyclin-L1-1. Lineage: Eukaryota; Viridiplantae; Streptophyta; Pinopsida; Cupressales; Cupressaceae. Gene Ontology annotation, molecular function: cyclin-dependent protein serine/threonine kinase regulator activity. Gene Ontology annotation, cellular component: nucleus. The record is from RefSeq and is a predicted model, not a curated record. The transcript has 8 exons. The coding region runs from base 263 to 1615 and encodes 450 amino acids. Gene Ontology annotation, biological process: regulation of transcription by RNA polymerase II.
ACCAAAGCAGAACGGAAAUAACACAAAAACGGUGAAACCUGCGGUCGUGAAAAAGGGGAAAAGGCCACGGCGAGCAAAAUUUUGAUCGUCAAGGAUGCCUCUCAAACAUUAGUGACCAUCGAUUUUUAUCAGUCAGCCAAUUGCUUCAUAUAGGGAAUAUCUUCGAGUUUGAAAAUAGGGUGCAAUUCAAUCCAGUUACAAUACAACUCAAACUAGAAAUAAAAAGGAGUGCAAGGCCAAGCAAAAGAGAAGAGAGGUGGCCAUGAUUUACACAGCCAUAGACACAUUCUAUGUUACGGAGGAGCAAAUUGCAAAGUCUCCGUCGAGGAAGGAUGGAAUCGAUCUCGAGACGGAGACAACACUGCGUGUGUAUGGCUGCGAUUUGAUUCAAGAGAGUGGCAUUCUCCUCAGGCUGCCGCAGGCGGUUAUGGCCACCGCGCAGGUUCUCUUUCAUCGAUUCUAUUUCAAAAAAUCAUUUGCGCGAUUUAACGUUAAGAGAGUUGCGGCUAGUUGUGUAUGGCUGGCUGCAAAGCUCGAAGAAAGCCCACGGAGGAUUCAGCAGAUUCUCAAUGUCUUUCAUCGAAUUGAAUGCCGGCGAGAAGACCUGCCGCUUGAACCACUCGAACCUCACUCCAAGAAAUAUACUGAAUUAAAGAUGGACUUGAACAGAACAGAAAGACACUUGUUAAAGGAGAUGGGAUUUAUUUGCCAUGUUGAACAUCCUCAUAAAUUCAUUUUGAACUAUCUGGCUACAGUUGAGGCUCCUCCAGAGCUGAUGCAAGAAGCUUGGAAUUUGGCAAAUGAUAGCUUGCGGACAACAUUGUGUGUUCGUUUCAAGAGUGAGGUUGUAGCCUGUGGAGUUGUUUAUGCAGCAGCUCGUCGAUUCCAGGUUCCCCUUCCAGAGAACCCUCCAUGGUGGAAAGUUUUUGAUGCUGAGAAGCAUGAGAUUGAUGAAGUUUGUAGGGUUCUUGCCAACUUAUACAGGCAGCCAAAGGCUCGGUACAUUGAAAUAUGCAAAGAUUCAGAUUCCUUUGUAUUGACAAACAAGACAUGGGAUCCACCACCAGAUGCUAAGGAAACAUUGCUAAAAAGCUCAUCAAAUGGAGUAAAGGUAUCGAGUCAACCUGGCCCAUCCAAUGCAGAAUCUUCGGGCGGAAGGGAUGCAAUUGUAAAAGCAGCUUUAGACAAAUUGAAAGAAUCAAAGAAAAGUGAUGAUGAGACUUGUAAUGUAUCUGCUAAUGGAGAGUUGAGAGACGACUCUGCUGCAGCAAAAUCAAAACUUGUUAGUGACAGAAUGGAUGGUUCAGGAGACCGAAGUAAAGACAGAGAUAAAGAAAGAUCAAGACCCCGUGAUCAUGAAAGGCACAGGGAGGACAGAGACCGUGAACGAGAUAGAGGUAGAGAGUGGGAGAGGGAUAGAAAACGGGACAAAGAAUUAGAUAGGGAAAGAGAAAAGGGAAAAGACAGAUCACAUCUGAGCAAGGAUAGGAACAAAGAUACUGGUCAUUCAGAAAAGUCAAGACACCAUUCAUCUUCUCGCGAUCGUGAUUACCAAGGUUCUUCCUACAGCAAUUCUCGAGAAAAGGAGAAACGUAGACAUCAUCCUUAUGGUUGAUAUUUUGGCUUGCUCUUUUCUUUUAAUUGAUUCGUCUUUGUUUACAAUCUAUAAUCUACAGUAGCUGCAUACCCAUAUGUUCUUUGUUUAUGAAUAUCUGGGAAUACAUUUUAUCUGUAGAAGACAGUUUGUAUGUAAAUUUCAAGUAUAGAUCAAUGAAAUUAUUUUUAGCAUUUUAGUA